GAAGGAUUUUCCAUUUUAAAAAAUGGAAAAAAAAAAGUUAUUUAAAUGCUAGCAAAUCCAUAGCAUGACCAAAGAACCCAGCACAACCUUGGAGACAAUUCUCCUAAGAGCUGAGCUGUUGAAAGAUGACUGUCAACAUCUGAAAAUGCACAGCUGCCGGGGUUGAAAUACAAACAACAUUUUUAAAGAUCUCCUCUGAGUACCUCCCUUCUGUCUUCUUUGUGGAUGGGAAAUAAGCCCAGCUUUGGUGAAACAGAUUUGCCCUGCUCUCAGCCACGCCAGUUCCCCAUGCUUCUGUGGCUGCUGCUGCUGCUGAUCCUGGCUCCUGGAAGAAAUCAAUCAGGAGUAACUCCAAAAGCUUUCCUUCUCCUCAACCCUCCAUGGUCCACAAACUUCCACAAAGACAAAGUGACUCUCACGUGCAGGGAUUCCCUUUCUCCAGCCCAAGGAGACAUAUAUUGGUAUUAUAAUGAGAAUUUGUUGAAUAAAAAGUCUGAAGAGAUCCAAAUACACAAGACUGGAUAUUACAAAUGCAAGACCCAAAGAUCUUCUCUCAGUGACCCCGUACAUGUGGAUUUUUCAUCUGACAAGCUGAUCCUUCAGGCUCCACACUCUGUCUUUGAAGGAGAUGAGGUUGUUCUCAGAUGCCAGGCAAGAGAAGAAGCAAAAGAAAAAAGAUUUUACAGAAAUGAAACACAAAUUCAACCAAACUUCACUCUACAGUCAGUCUCCAUGAACAAUGACAAAUAUCAUUGUACUGCUCUUGUGAGAGGCUUUUGGACAUGGAAUAAAGAAAUUUCAAAACAUCUAACAAUUCAAGUUCAAGAGCUGUUUUCCCCUCCUAUGCUGAUAGCCAGCCCCUCUGCACCCACAGAGGGGAGCCCGGUGACCCUGAAAUGUGAGACGAGGCUCCCUCCACAGAGGUCACACAUUCAGCUUCAAUUCUGCUUCUUCAGAGAAGACAAGGCUUUGGGGAAAUGCUGGAGCAGCUCUCCAGAGUUCAAAUUACCCACUGUGUGGAGUGAAGAUGCAGAGUCUUACUGGUGCCAGGCAGAGUCAGUGACUCCACCUAUCAGAAAAAGAAGCUUGAGAUCACAGUUAUAUGUGCAGAGAAUCCCUGUGUCUGAUGUAACUCUAGAGAUCCAGCCCCCUGAGGGGCAGCUUACUGAAGGAGAAAAUCUGCUCCUUAUCUGCUCAGUAGCCAAGGGUACAGGGACUGUCACAUUCUCCUGGCACAGAGAGGGCACAGUAAGAAGUUUGGGAAGAAAGACCCAGCGUUCCUUGUCGGCGGUGCUGCAGAUACUCACUGUGAAGGAGAGCGAUGCUGGGAGAUACUACUGUGCAGCUGACAACAUUCACGGUCCCAUCCUCAGUAAAGUGAUCAGAGUCACUCUGAGAAUUCCAGUAUCUCGCCCUGUCUUCACCCUCACAUCUCCUAGGAUGCAGGCUAUGGUGGGGGAUGUGGUGGAGCUUCACUGUGAGUCCCAAAGGGGCUCUCCCCCUAUCUUGUACCGAUUCUAUCAUGAGAAUGUCAUCCUUGGAAGCAGCUCAGUUCCCUCUGGAAGAGCAGUCUUCAAAUUUUCUCUGACUGCAGAACAUUCUGGCAACUACUCCUGUGAGGCUGACAAUAGCCUGGGGGUCCAGCGCAGUGACAGGGUGAUUCUCAGUGUCACAGUUCCAGUGUCUCAUCCUCUCUUCACCUUCAGUCCUGCUGUGCCCCAGGCUGUGGCGGGAGAUGUGUUAGAGCUUCGCUGUGAGGCCCAAAGAGGCUCUCCCCCAAUCCUGUACUGGUUUUAUUACAAGAAUGUCACGCUGGGGAGCAGAGAGGCCCCCUUUGGAGGAGGAGCAUCCUUCAACUUCACUCUGAUGGCAGAGCAUUCCAGAAACUUUUCUUGUGGGGCUGACAAUGGCCUAGGGGUGCAGCACAGUGAGAUGGUGAUACUCAGCAUCAUAGGACCACCCAGUAACAAAACAACCCUUAUCACUGAGGGAGUCACCGCAGGGCUACUGAGCAUCCUUGGCCUUGCUGCUACUGCUGCUCUGGUGCGUCACUUCAGGACCCAGAGGGAUUCAGAUCACUUAUCAUCAGUGUUCCUUUGUUGUUUUUCAGAAAGAUUUUCCACCACCGGAACACCUAGUUACAGUCCCAGGGAGUUUAAGGAACCUUCCAGAACCUCCAACACAAAUCCCCAAGAGCCACCGGACCCAGUGGAACCGCAGCCAGUGUACAACAAUGGGAAUCCUGGAGAUAGCGACCUGGUUUAUUCCGAGAUCUGGAGCACCCAACAUACAAACGAAAAUUCAGCAAAUUCACCAAGGAAACAUUGGGAAGAUAAGGAACCCACAGUCAUCUAUUCAGAUUUGAAGAAGGCAUAUCCAGAUGACUCCACAGGGCAAGCCAGCAUUGGAGAUAGUGACCUUGAAGAUGCUGCAGAAAACUAUGAGAAUGUUCCAUGCACAUUAUCAGCCUUAGACCGCUAGCUCUGUACCCAUAGUGGCUCACAGAGACUCUGUGAAGCAGCCUGUGUCAUUCUCUCGGUUAUCUCCAGCCAUACUUCUUCUUUCCCUCCAGUGCUCAGCAUCCCAAAAGACUGGACAAUGGGGGAUGUGAGACUGUGUGAAAGUUCUGCCAACUUCCUCUGUGCCCAAGUCUGUGUGUUCUCUAGGAACACAGUGAGCAGAAUUUGAGUAAAUUCUGCAAUCUUUUCACAGUAGGGAUACUUGUGAAGGCAAGGCAGGUAGGCCUUCAGCUCCUGGGCCUGUUAAAGAGGAGGGAAGAGCAGUCUAGCCAGGAUCACAAGGAUGCAAUCAUCGAAAGUUGAUCUGAGAGGGAUCAAAAGCUUCUAGGGUACUGUCUCACAUAAACAGUUUGCUUGUUCUAAACAUCUUGUUUCCCUUUCCAAUUUUGUUGAUAGUGUCAUUGAUGAUGUUCUGGUGCACAUGCUUUGUUCCAGCUACCCACUGCAAAUGACCAAAAAGCUUUAUUCUGUCCACCAAUAUACUAUUUCUUCAUGAAAUAUACAUCAGUGUUAAGAUUUUUCAAAAACAACCCAUUCUGUUUAAUGGGCUGCUGCUGCUAAGUCACUUUAGUCCUGUCCAACUCUGUGCAACCCCAUAGACAGCAGCUCACCAGGCUCCUCUGUCCUGGGAUUCUCCAGGCAGGAAUACUGGAGUGGGUUGCCAUUUCCUUCUCCAGUUUAAUGGGCAAGAACUUCCGAACUGUCUGACUAAACAGUAUUAUGGACCAAUUCUAUUCUCUCAAAGUUCAAUGUGACCAUUCUUGGAGAUAGGACCUUUUAGGAGGUAAUUACAGUUAAAUGAGAUUUUAAGGGUGGCCCCUAACUGAAGUGGACAGGUGUCUUUGCAAGAAGAAGAGGAGACAACAGAGCCCUCUCUGUCGUUCUUCAUGCACACAGAGGAAAGGCCAUGUGGAGACAAACAGGAAGGCAGGCAUCUAUAAAGCCAGAGGUGGCAGGAAGACGGAUCUCAGCAGAAGCCAAGUUUGCCAGCACCUUGAUCUUGGGCUUCUAGAACUAUGAUCAAAUAAAUUUUUGAUGUUUAA
This is a messenger RNA of Bubalus bubalis (water buffalo), 3562 nucleotides long. RefSeq names its product Fc receptor like 3 (gene FCRL3). The transcript is spliced from 15 exons. Gene Ontology annotation, molecular function: transmembrane signaling receptor activity. The coding region runs from base 226 to 2481 and encodes 751 amino acids. The record is from RefSeq and is a predicted model, not a curated record. Lineage: Eukaryota; Metazoa; Chordata; Mammalia; Artiodactyla; Bovidae. Gene Ontology annotation, biological process: cell surface receptor signaling pathway.